AUGUCACUUUCAAAAGAAGUAAAAGAAAUUAUUGGAGAAGGAUGGGAUAACAUUAAUCUAAAAUUAGAUAAAAUUCAACCUGGAACAUUGGUUAUUUUAACAAUAACAGGAACAUUAAUUAUAACAAAAUUUGGAAAAUGGUUAAAAAAAUCAGAAAAACCUAUUCAUAAAAGAAUAGGUUCAUAUUUUUUUUCACUUUUAAGAAAACUUCCUGCUGUUCAAAAAGAGAUUCAAAAACAAUUAGCUGGUACAAGAAAAGAAUUAAUUCAUUCUAUUCAUAAAUAUGAUAAAGAAAAAAAUUUUAUUAAAGAAAUUCCAAAUAAAACAAUGUCUUAUGAAGAAAUUUUGAAAUUAGCAAGUGAAUAUGAAGAAAUGUCAACUUUUGAUGUUAAAGGUGGUAAAGUUAGUGGAACUGUUUAUACAGAUAUAAGUGAUGAUCAUCUUAAACUUAUAACGGCAAUUUUUAAUAAAUAUGCCUACUCUAAUCCACUUCAUCCUGAUGUAUUUCCGGGUGUCAGAAAAAUGGAAGCUGAAGUUAUUAGAAUGAUACUUAAUUUAUAUAAUGGUACAUCUGAAUGUACUGGUUCAAUGACAAGUGGUGGUACUGAAUCAAUUAUACUUGCUUGUUUUGCAUAUAAAAAAUUGGCAUUAUCUAAAGGAAUUGAAAAUCCAGUUAUUGUAUGUCCAUCAACAGCUCAUGCAGCAUUUGAUAAGGCUGCUGAUUUAUUUGGAAUAAGAAUAAGACAUGUACCUGUUGAUGAAAAUCAAAAAGUUAAUAUAAAAGAAUAUAAAAAAGCUAUUUGUAGUAAUACAUGUAUGCUUGUUGGUUCUGUACCAAAUUUCCCAUCUGGAACAGCUGAUCCUAUUAUUGAAAUUGCUGAAUUAGGAAAGAAAUAUAAUAUACCAGUUCAUGUUGAUGCUUGUCUUGGAGGAAUGCUUAUUCCAUUUAUGGAAGAAGCUGGUUAUCCAAUUCCAUUAUUUGAUUUCCGUGUUCCUGGUGUUACUUCUAUCUCUUGUGAUCUUCAUAAAUAUGGAUAUGCUCCAAAAGGAAGUAGUGUUAUCAUGUAUAAAACAUCUGAAUAUCUUCAUAAACAAUAUUUUAGUGUAACUGAUUGGAGUGGUGGAAUUUAUGCAACACCAACAAUUGCUGGUAGUAGAUGCGGAAGUUCUAUUUCUGUUGCUUGGGCUACUUUAUUAUUUAUUGGAAAAGAUGAAUAUAUUAAAAGAACACGUAAAAUUAUUGAUUCAUGCAAAAAAAUUGUCAAAAAAGUUAAUGACUUAAAUAAUGGUAUUGAAAUUCAUGGAAAUUCUGAUGUUAGUGUUGUUGCUUUUAAAAGUAAAAAAUUUAAUAUUUAUGCCGUUUCUGAUGAAUUAAAUAAAAAAGGAUGGAAUUUAAAUUGUCUUCAAAAUCCUGAUGCUAUUCAUUUUUGUCUUACAUAUAACCAAGCAUCAGAUGAUGUUGUCAAUUCAUUUGUUUCUGAUUUAAAAAGUGCUGUUGAAGAGGUUAAAUCAGAUCCAGAGAAAGGAAAUAAAUCUAAAAGUGCUGCUAUUUAUGGUAUGGCUGCACAGGUACCAGACAAAAGUUUGAUUGAUGAAGUUACCAGUCUUUAUUUAGAUGCCUGUGUUAUGAUUCCUGAGAAAGAAGAAUAG
Strongyloides ratti is the source of this 1650-nucleotide messenger RNA. Its product is annotated as Sphingosine-1-phosphate lyase 1. The transcript has a single exon. Gene Ontology annotation, biological process: sphingolipid catabolic process; carboxylic acid metabolic process. The record is from RefSeq and is a predicted model, not a curated record. Gene Ontology annotation, molecular function: pyridoxal phosphate binding; sphinganine-1-phosphate aldolase activity. The coding region runs from base 1 to 1650 and encodes 549 amino acids. Gene Ontology annotation, cellular component: endoplasmic reticulum. NCBI's taxonomy places the organism in Eukaryota, Metazoa, Nematoda, Chromadorea, Rhabditida, Strongyloididae.